Acanthoscelides obtectus is the source of this 219-nucleotide messenger RNA. Lineage: Eukaryota; Metazoa; Arthropoda; Insecta; Coleoptera; Chrysomelidae. The record is from the annotation of a GenBank genome assembly.
AUGAAGCUUGAAAAAGAAUUUAUAGAACGCGAGCUCGCGGAUGAUAGAGUUGUGGAUGAAUUCGUUAUCAAUUUAAAUCAAACUGACAGUGAUAGUGAUUUUUUGAAAGAUGUAGAUUCAGAAGGAGAAGAGGAAGAUAGCAGAAUUUUGGGUGUAGAAUCAGUAGGAGACUCUAUAGUGUGUGAAACCAAUUCUCAUAAGACGUACAUCAAUCUUUAA